Molecule: messenger RNA, 3443 nt
Organism: Oryzias latipes (Japanese medaka)
Lineage: Eukaryota; Metazoa; Chordata; Actinopteri; Beloniformes; Adrianichthyidae
Source: RefSeq, a predicted model, not a curated record
CAGAACGGUCCAACAGCAGCGCUGGAUUGCGCCUGAUGUUUGGAGUGCAGCUCUGAACUGUGCCGGUGGCAGCAGAGGGAAAACCCCAUCCGCAUCCUGGAGAGUCGGUCGGUGCGUCUCUCUCUGCCGGAGCAUCCAUUGACGGAGAUUCCAGAGAGAAGCGCGGAGCUCUCCGCUCCUCCGGAGUCCCUCAGUGUCUGCGGGGAGAAGGCUGCUUUUCCCGCAGCACUGACACGGACAGCCGGUCAUAACGGGACUGUUCAUCGAGAGGUCGGAAAAGCAGGUCGAGCGCGACUGAGCGUCUGAAAACAGAGGGAUUCACCGUCCGCGGCUCUGAAUACCCGACGGUUUAAGUUUUCCUGGAAGUUGCGCUGUCUGCAAACAUCAUCAUGGGAAUAAGCGGCUGUCUUGCGGUUCCUGGGAGAUGCGUUGUGGUCCUCGGACUUAGACUUCUGCUGCUUGUCCCCGCAGGAGUUCCGGUGAGGAGCGGGGACUCUGUGCUGAAGGACAACAUCGCCGUGAGACAGGGGGACAGCGCCGUCCUCAAAUGCAGUGUUGACAGUAAAGUCUCAAGAGUGGCCUGGCUCAAUCGUACCACAAUUCUAUUCGCAGGGAAAGAGAAGUGGUCUUUGGAUCCACGUGUCAUCCUGUUGGAAAACACAGCAGUCACGGAGUACAGCAUCAAGAUCCAAAAUGUUAACGUUCAUGAUGAAGGACCCUACGUUUGCUCCAUUCUCACAAACAAGAAACCAAAAUCCACAAAAGUGCAUCUUUUUGUUCAAGUACCUGCCAGGAUCACUAAUAUAACAAAGGAUGUCACAGUGAAUGAGGGCCGCAGCAUCAGUCUUAUCUGCCUGGCAGUCGGUCGACCUGAGGCCAGUGUUGUGUGGAGACAUCAUUCACCAAGAGGCAUAUACACAUUCGUGGCAGAAGGGCAACAUCUGGAGUUGGCAGAAAUCACCAAGGAGCAGUCAGGAUCAUAUGAAUGCAUCGCCUCGAAUGACAUCUCAGACCCAGAUAUCAGGACAGUGCAAGUCACAGUCAACUAUCCUCCAUUCAUUUCAAAAGCAAGAAGCACAGGUACUUCAGUUGGCCAGAAAGGAGUCUUGCAGUGUGAAGCCUCAGCUGUCCCAAGACCAGAUUUUGAGUGGUACAAAGAAGACCGCAGGUUGCUGGAGCCUGUCCCAACCACUGAAGGGCAUAGGCUUUUCAAUGGACUGAAUGGGGUAAAGAUAGAGAAUCAAGGCAAACAGUCGCUGCUCAUCUUUUUCAAUGUCUCAGAAGAAGAUUAUGGAAAUUACACCUGUGUUGCCAUGAAUCUAAUGGGAAUCUCCAAUGCCAGUAUUAUCCUCUAUGGUCCAGGUGCAAUGCAUGAUGUGAAUGGAUCUGCCAUGUUUCCAUGUGGCUCUUUAGGCCUCCUCCUUACCACAACAAUAUUCUACCUGCUUAAAUUCUGAUGCAAACAGUGAUCUUCAUGGAUCUUGUAACUAUGAACAAGAAAAACAGACUAUUAGUCCUAAGCAAAGAAUAGAGAACCAACAGGUUCCUGUUGAGUUUUCUUGAUAUUUUUCUUCUGGCUUUGCAUCAGAGUCUAAUCUCUGUUGGCUUGCCAAGACAGAGAGAUGUCAGUUGGAAAGAGGGAUAAUUUGUAAUCAUGCACUAAUUUGAUGAUAGUAGAAAUACAGUUUGUGUGUCCUUAAACCUUUUUUGUAUGUGGAAAGAGAAAUGAAAAAAAAUCUAACUGUUAAUAGUUGACUGUUUAUUGCUCAAUAUUGAAGUGUAAAUUAAGAGUAUUAUAUUUACUGUGUCACAUCCUGUUCAAUAUCUGUACAAUACCAUUAAUUAUUUUUGAGUAAAAAACAAAAAAAGGACAUAAUGCAAUGUGAUUGUUAAUUUUACUGUAUUUUUACAGUUGUUAUGCAAAACAGUUACUGGUCCUUCAUUAUAAACAGCUUCAAAUGAUACAUCAACUCCAUAUUAAGUUCUCAGGCCAAUUCCUAAAGCAUUGGACAUCCCACGUUUUAUCUCUGUCCAAGUGUGUGCAGAAAUUACUGAAGAUGUCUUGAAUUACCAGAGAAAAAAAGCAUUUAUUUAUAAAAAGGACAUCUUUGAUGUACAUCAUCACAGUUUGCUAGUGGCAGCUUCAAGUCUUAUUCUCACUGACUAUUAGAAAUAAGGUUUUUGCACAUAUGUAAGUUUGGAACACUUUAGAGCAAAAACACAGAAUAAAGCCCACCUUUACUCUGAUCAAGACAAGCUGAGCGUAAAUAGCUUAUACCUGUUUGGCCGUAACACAAAUAAUGUUGUAGGAAUCAUUAAAGCUAUCUUUUGGUGGCGUUAGUACUAAGCUGAUUUUUAAGGUAAUGCACUAUAACUAUUAAACAUUUCCCACAAGUUAUUAUUUUUUAUUUUUUUAAGAAUUCAUGCCAGUAUUUUUGAGGACUUAAGGUUUUAAAAGAAACGUCUUUUGGGCCUGUCAAGCUGUUAAGCUUCAAUUUUCUUUUUAUCCUUCCACCUUUUUUAAAUUUUCUUUUGAAAAUAAAAUACACAUUUAUAAGUUCAUUCAAUUAACUGGAUUAUGUAGUUGCCACUAUGGUUCAGUAACUAAAUGCGAAGGAGACGUAUGAGCUAAAUACGCAUCAACAUGCUGUCAAUCAUCAUUACUUUAUCUACUUUUAUUCAGGGAAGAACGCUUUUUUUAUUUGGUGACCUAUUUUCCUACAAAAUAACAUAUUGUUGACUGUCAAAAGUCUGCACUAAGCUUUCAUCCAAAACUCUUUAACACCACAUUAGAGAGGAGAAUGACUUAAAUGAUUCUUCCCUGAAGCUGUGAUGAAGCUGUUUUCAGGUGUUGCAAAUUUGUCCUUUUAACCUCACCCCUGUGCUAAUGUAUGGGUUAAAAUUGUGUUCAAGGUAACAGGAAAGGGACAAAACUGGUGUGUGUGUCUUUAUUGUAGUAUCAUGUUAAGUUGUGUUUUUGUGAUGAUAAUAGUGAAUCAGUCAACUGCGGUCUUAAAUCAUUGAACCGGAUUUCACUUGUAGGCUUUGUUGCUAAAAGCAAACAGAUCAGGUGCAGAGACAUGCUGCAAGUUAACCAUGCACUUAAAUCCUUUUGUUAAAAAAAGAGUUAUUUCAAAGAACAAGCUGAAAUACUGUUGUAUUUUGUGCAUGAACGUAACAUUUUCUUUUAGUUCCUGCAUUAACUUAGUUAUAUUUCAUUGGAGAACAAUUGAGUAUCUAAGAAUACUCAUGGUUGAUUUUUAAAAUAUUCAAUUCGUUUCUUUGCUCAUUUUCAGUUUCACAAUUAUACAUAUUUGGCAACCUGUUUAGUUUAUUUUCUGAUAUACUGGAGACUGAGCAUAUAUAAUAGUCAUUAUUGUGAUUUGCUGUCUUUGUAUUCUUUGAGAGGUUGAAAAGUUGCCCAUAAAAUGGCUAAAUGUUGA